Molecule: messenger RNA, 1662 nt
Organism: Agelaius phoeniceus (red-winged blackbird)
Lineage: Eukaryota; Metazoa; Chordata; Aves; Passeriformes; Icteridae
Gene: NTNG2
Product: netrin G2
Biological process (GO): axonogenesis; tissue development; animal organ morphogenesis
Source: RefSeq, a predicted model, not a curated record
CCCUAGCCCAGCCGCCGCCUUCCUCGGGACUCCCGGCACUGCCCUCGCCCAGGGCCCCCGCGCCCGGCCGCAGCUGCCAUGCUCUACCUGGCCGCUCUCCUCGUGCACUGCGUGCCCCUGGCCAUGGGACAGUAUGACAUUUGCAAGUCCUGGGUGACCACGGACGAUGGCCCCUCAUGGGAGUUUUAUGCGUGCCAGCCCAAGGCCAUGCGGAUGAAGGAUUACGUGACCGUGCGGGUGGACCCGGCAGGAAUCACUUGUGGGGACCCUCCGGAGAGGUUCUGCACCCAUGAGAACCCGUACCUGUGCAGUGACGAGUGCGACGCCUCCAACCCCGACCUGGCGCACCCGCCCAAGCUGAUGUUCGACAGCGAGGACGAGGGCCUGGCCACCUACUGGCAGAGCGUGACCUGGCGCCGGUACCCGGAGCCGCUGCUGGCCAACAUCACCCUGUCCUGGAACAAGAGCAUCGAGCUCACCGACGACAUCGUCAUCACCUUCGAGUACGGGCGCCCCACCAUCAUGAUGCUGGAGAAGUCUCUGGACAACGGGAGGACUUGGCACCCGUACCAGUAUUAUGCAGACGACUGCAUGGAGGCCUUCAGCAUGCCAGCAAGGAGAGUCCGGGACCUCUCCACCACCAGUGCCAACAGGGUCCUCUGCACCGAGGAGUAUUCCCGCUGGGCGGGCUCCAAGAAGGAGAAGACCGUCCGGUUUGAGGUGCGGGAUCGCUUCGCCAUCUUCGCCGGCCCCGACCUCAAGAACAUGGACAACCUGUACACGCGGCUGGAGAGCGCCAAAGGGCUCAAGGACUUCUUCACCGUCACCGACCUGCGCAUGAGGCUGCUGAGGCCUGCCCUGGGCGGCACCUACGUGCAGAGGGAGAACCUGUACAAGUAUUUCUACGCCGUCUCCAACAUCGAAGUCACCGGCAGGUGUAAAUGCAACCUCCACGCCAACCUGUGCACCUUCAAAGAGGGCAGCCUGCAGUGUGAGUGUGAGCACAACACCACGGGCCAGGACUGUGGCAAGUGCAAGAAGAACUUUCGCUCCCGGUCCUGGCGAGCAGGCUCCUACCUGCCUCUCCCCAACGGGUCCCCCAAUGCAUGUGCAGCUGCAGGCUCAGCCUUUGGCAACUGCGAGUGCUACGGCCACUCCAACCGCUGCAGCUACAUCGACUUCCUGAACGUGGUGACCUGCGUGAGCUGCAAGCACAACACGCGGGGCCAGCACUGCCAGCACUGCCGCCUGGGCUUCUACCGCAACAGCUCCGCCGAGCUGGACGACGAGAAUGUUUGCAUAGAAUGUAACUGCAACCAGAUCGGCUCCAUGCACGACCGCUGCAACGAGACCGGCUACUGUGAGUGCAGGGAAGGCGCCACGGGGCCCAAGUGUGACGACUGCCUGCCCAACUACUACUGGAGACAGGGCUGCUUCCCCAAUGUGUGCGAUGACGAGCUCCUGCUCUGCCAGAACGGCGGCACCUGCUACCAGAACCAGCGCUGCAUCUGCCCCGUGGGCUUCAAGGGCGUGCUGUGCCAGCAGUCGCGGUGCGAGGUGGACAAGAAGGACUGUGACGGUGCCCCCGGUGCCCGCGGCAGCCCGGCCGCCCUGGCGCUGGGGAUGCUCGCCCUGCAGCUGCCAGGCUGGGUGGAUCUCUGA